Molecule: messenger RNA, 4509 nt
Organism: Empidonax traillii (willow flycatcher)
Lineage: Eukaryota; Metazoa; Chordata; Aves; Passeriformes; Tyrannidae
Gene: SLMAP
Product: sarcolemma associated protein
Exons: 24
Coding region: 26-2560 (844 amino acids)
Biological process (GO): regulation of membrane depolarization during cardiac muscle cell action potential; single fertilization; protein localization to plasma membrane
Cellular component (GO): acrosomal membrane
Molecular function (GO): protein binding
Source: RefSeq, a predicted model, not a curated record
UGUGGCAACCAGCAAUCUGUCCUCGAUGCCUUCAGCCUUGGCCAUCUUCACUUGCCGCCCGAACUCUCAUCCGUUUCAGGAGCGUCAUGUCUACCUGGACGAGCCCGUCAAGAUCGGCCGCUCCGUGGCUCGCUGCCGGCCAGCCCAGAACAACGCCACGUUUGACUGCAAGGUGCUCUCCAGGAACCAUGCUCUUGUCUGGUUUGAUCACAAGACAGGCAAGUUCUAUCUUCAAGACACUAAAAGUAGUAAUGGUACCUUUAUCAAUAGUCAGAGACUGAGUAGAGGAUCUGAGGAAAGCCCACCAUGUGAAAUAAUGUCAGGUGACAUCAUCCAGUUUGGUGUCGAUGUGACGGAGAACACGCGGAAAGGUAAGGUUACCCAUGGAUGUAUAGUCUCCACAAUCAAACUGUUCCUUCCAGAUGGAAUGGAAGCUCGAUUGCGAUCAGAUGUUAUCCAUGCUCCAUUACCAAGUCCUGUUGACAAGGUUGCUGCUAACACUCCCAGUAUGUAUUCUCAGGAAUUGUUUCAGCUUUCACAGUAUCUACAAGAAGCCUUACAUCGGGAACAAAUGUUGGAACAGAAGCUGGCAACCCUUCAGCGAUUACUUGCUGUCACACAAGAGGCUUCAGAUACUAGUUGGCAGGCUUUAAUAGAUGAAGACAGGCUGCUAUCGAGACUAGAGGUUAUGGGAAAUCAGCUACAGGCUUGUUCAAAGAAUCAAACAGAAGACAGUAUACGAAAAGAGCUUAUAGCAUUACAGGAAGACAAACACAACUACGAGACAACAGCCAAAGAGUCCCUGAGGCGGGUCCUCCAGGAGAAAAUUGAAGUGGUCAGAAAAUUGUCUGAAGUGGAGCGGAGUUUAAGUAAUACAGAAGAUGAAUGUACACACCUGAAAGAAAUGAAUGAGCGGACUCAGGAAGAAUUAAGGGAAUUAGCUAAUAAAUACAAUGGAGCUGUAAAUGAAAUCAAGGAUCUUUCUGACAAACUAAAGGUAGCAGAAGGAAGACAAGAAGAAAUCCAACAGAAAGGACUGGCUGAGAAAAAGGAAUUGCAGCAUAAAAUAGAUGAAAUGGAGGAAAGAGAGCAAGAGCUUCAAGCAAAAAUAGAAGCUUUGCAGGCCGACAAUGACUUCACCAACGAGCGCCUGACAGCUUUACAAGUACGGUUAGAACACCUUCAGGAGAAAACUCUUAAAGAACACAACAGCUUAGGCAUACAAGUUGACGACUUCAUACCUAAAAUUAAUGGGAGCACAGAGAAAGAGCACUUUCUUUCAAAGAGUGGAGGGGACUGCACUUUUAUUCAUCAGUUCAUAGAAUGUCAGAACAAGAUCAUAGAUGAAGGACAUCUAACCAAAGUGGAAGAAACAAAGCUUUUGAAAGAGAAUCAGGCACGAGUCAAAGAAUCCAACGAUCUGUCGGACACUCUCAGCCCGAGCAAGGAAAAAAGCAGCGACGACACUACAGAUGCUCAAAUGGAUGACCAAGAUCUAAAUGAACCUAUUGCUAAAGUAGCUCUUCUAAAAGAUGAAUUGCAGGGUGCACAAUCAGAGACUGAGGCUAAGCAAGAAAUUCAGCAGCUGCACAAGGAGCUGAUUGAAGCCCAAGAGCUAGCUAGGACAAGUAAACAAAAAUGCUUUGAACUUCAAGCACUCUUGGAAGAAGAGAGAAAAGCAUAUCGAGUGCAAGUUGAAGAAUCUAACAAGCAAAUAAAUGCUCUGCAAGCCCAGCUGCGAAGGUUACAAGAAGAAAUUGAGAACCUUCGUAAGGAAAAGGAGAAUGAAAUUUCCAGCACUCGAAACGAACUGGUCAGUGCUCAGAAUGAGAUUCUGUCCCUCCAGCAAGUAGCAGAAAAGGCAGCAUCGGAACGAGACACAGAUAUUUGCACUCUGCAAGCAGAGCUGCAGACGGUGCGAGCGGAGCUGGAGCGGUGGCGCAAAGAUGCCUCGGAUUAUGAGAAAGAAAUUGUGGACCUGCAGGCCAGUUUUCAGCUCAGGUGCCAGCAGUGUGAGGAUCAGCAGAAGGAAGAGGCCUCUCGCCUAAAAGGUGAACUUGAAAAGCUGAAGGCAGAGUGGCUUGCCCUGGAAGCUGAAUGUGUUAAACUAAGGAAGGAAAAUACUUUGCUUACAUCUGAACUUCAGCGACAAGAGAAGGAGCUUUCUAGCUCUCAGAAACAGAGUUUAGCGCUAACCAGCGAUAUCAGCGUUCUUGAAAUGUCCCGAAAGGAGCUGGAAAAUCAGAUGGGAUCUUUGAGAGAAAAACAUCAACGGGAUGCAGCUAGCCUGAAAACUCAGCUCAGUGAAGCUGAGAGUCAAGCAAAAGAUGUUCAGAAAGAGUAUGAAAGAACACAGACCGUGCUCUCGGAGCUGAAGGCAAAGUAUGAGGUGGCUGAGCAGGAAAAGCAGUCACUGACAGAAGAGCUCAAACAGUGUAAGGAGAACCUGAAGCUGCUACAAGAAAAAGGAAACAACCCUUCCAUAUUACAACCCGUCCCAGCCGUAUUCAUCGGCCUAAUCCUGGCUUUCCUGUAUUGGUGUUACGGCCCAUUGUGGUAGCGAAAGAGACAAUGGCCUUGGAUGCCUGUGAUGGCAGCUUUGGUUGCUGUGACAGCCGUGGUGCUGUACCCAGGCCUAACCAGAGCUUCUCCAUGAGAACUGUUGUUGAAUCCAUACACCGUCCUCCCUUUAGAAGCUGGCAACAUUCAUAUACUGAGGGAAAAAAGAUUAAUUCUCUUCCUUUUUACCUCUUAAUACAGCACAGCUCUGCGUGAGAACAGCAGUAGGGUCAUUUGCUUUAAACUGUAUAAAAUGUAUCUGUCUAUAAAGAGGGAAUAAAAUUGUGAUUCAUCAUACUGUGAGCAAUAUUUUUGCUUACAACUUCAUGCAAGUUUUAAAUUAGUAUGCUGGGGUUCUGAAUACUAUAAUGGUGGCCUAAAGUAGGCUUCUUGGUACCAAAUUAUUUAUAAUGGCUAGGGUUGUGGACACUGACUUUAGAAUCUGAUUGCCAGAAAGAAGAGGAAAAUACAUUUCUGAUUUGGACAUCCAAGCCAAGUAACUUUGCAGAUACUUGGGAAACAGAUGCAGUGUGCUCAGUGCCUUUCAGUACGAUCUAUUUUUUUUUUAAACUAGUGUAUCAUUUUACUUGCUGUCAGUCACUGAGCUGUUGGGAACAAGACUUUAAGAAAACUUCUCCUACCACGCCUUUCGAAGGAAGCAUAUUUUUCUUCAAUAAGGAUUGCUUUAUUGAUGGGUUUGGGGAAUAAACACAAUUCAUGUCCAGCCUUAAAGAGAUAGAGAUACUGAUGGUGAAGAGCAGCCUGAAGUAUUCGGUGUGCGCGUGUGCGAGUGUAGCAUGUGUGUGUUCUUGAGUGAGCUGAGGUGUUUCUGGGAGCAAGUACUUGGUCAUUUGAUGGACAUAGUGCAGUGAUUCAACUUACGUUAACUUUAGUUUGAAUGUAAUUUAUUAAAUUUCAUAUAUUUAAAGAGAUGCGUUCUUUAAAAGUAUGAAUACCUUCUCACAUAUCACAUGUAUCAGUUUAUUUUUUCAGUCAUUUGAUACUCUCUGACUUGAGCUGGAGCAGCUCUUUAGAUAAGCUUUUGUUGACGUAACUUUAUUAAGAGAACUGCUACAGCACGUCUGUGAUUAGCUGAAAACAUCUAAGAUACAUAAAAUGCUACAGAAUUGGAAUCAUAUGCCUGCUGAAGUAUGGUCAGGUGAAGAUGAUUUUAAUUUGGUAGUAAAAUUUUGUGCAUCCUCAUCACAUGGCUGUAAGUAUGAUGCAGUGGUCCCCAUUAUAAAGUUGAUUUUCCUUAUCUAAGUACUAUAACUAUUGCUGUUUGCUGACUUUUGGUGGGAAUCACUGUAGUUAGUGCUGAAUUCAAUGUAGACUGUAGUUGUCUUGUUCAGCUCAACAGUUCUGUCAAAAAAGUUUAUUAAAGACUUAAAUACUAUGCUAAAGAAUGGUAAAGUAAAAUGGCUCUGCUAAAGGAAACUUCAAAAUAGGGAGGUAAUCUCAGCAAUUCAAUUGGCUUUAAAGGAUGUUAUGGCAAUCGACAGAUAGUUUAAAUAAUUAAAUAGAAAUUUAGUAUAUAAUUUACUUUGUGAGGUUUUAAGGGUCAUUGUCCUUUAAUUAAAAGUUCUAUCUUAAUUUACAUGGGAUUUGCUAAUGGGAGGAUUAUUAGUUGGAAAAAAUAGUCCACAAGUGACUUGUAGAAAAUAAAUAAUGUCAUUUAGUUCAUUCAUUUCAUCCUUUUCAGUUGCAGGAAGCCACCCAACCACAGAACACUCGUAUGCCAGUGGUACUUAGUACCUCUUGUAUAUAGGUUAUUGCAAAUAUUGUUCUGAAAUGCUUAACUUCAGAAUUACAUUUUUUAAAGUAAAUAAUUGUUUUAAAUCUAUUUUGUAAAGAUAUAAAAAUACAAUAGAAUUUCUGGAGUACAGAUUAAACUAUUUGCACUAACACACGUGAUGUGCAUGAUUUAAUAAAAUAACUUUACUCUCCCUA